AUGGAAAUUAAGAAAAGCAAAAGAAGUAGAGCAUCCACUGAGGGGAAAGAAUUAAACAGAAGAACACACCUGAAUAAUAACCACAAACACGAGAAUGUGAAAAGGCUUAUGCAUUGCAACGAUUCGGAGGAUAAAAAACACACAGAUAGUAAUUCCAACAUUUUAAGUUACACGUAUGAUAACAUCUAUGACGAGCUCUCAUCCAACUAUGAAGAUAGUGCAUGCAAAUCGAAUGACGACUUGACGGAAUUUUACCUGUACAAAGAAAUUAACAACCAUAAGUAUAACAACAAUUUGUACGACUUCUACUUGAGUAAGUUUAAUAGUAACCUCGAGGAAAAGGACAAGCUGAACGAGUCUAACUUGAGCCUUAUUAAUAAAAUCUCACGCAUAAAGAAGAAACAAAACUAUGGAGGUAAAAAUGAUGAAGAGAAGACAGAAAGGGUGAGAGACCCAAAUGUGAAUGAAAGGACGGCAGGUGAGAAACACCAAGGGAGGGAGGAGUUCCGGGAGGAGGGAUCCACCUAUUGUAACGUCAAGAAUCAUCAUACAGACCAGUAUGAUAAAGAAAAUGAAGAAAAACUAGCCGAGUUGAGAAAGAAAUAUAGGCGCAUGAUGCUUUAUUCGUCGGAAAAACCACAUAAUGGUGACCCAACAAAGGAGCGUUCCACAAAACAGACAGAUCAAAUGAAGAAAAAAAAAAAUGGAGGCCAAAAUGAAGACCAAAAUGUAGACCAAAAUGGAAGCCAAAAUGCAGGCCCAAAUGAAGGCCCAAAUGAAGGCCAAAAUGAAGCCCAAAAUGACGAGAAAGAAAAUGUGUACAACAUCUACUUCAACACGCUGAUAAACAAAUGUGAUUACACCAUUUCGUGUUACAUGUACAAGAAAACGAAUGCCACACAUAUUUAUAGAAAAAAAAUUCUAGUUUUAAAAAAGCAUUUUUUAAUUAUAAAUAAAUUUAAACAGAAUAUUAAUAACAUCUACAAGGUUAUGCACCGAGAUGUAAGAAGAAAAAAAAAUAAUUGCAAAAUAUCAAAUGAUGGAUACCAUUUCAACAAUGAGCACAUUCGUUUGGCUAACCACAAUGUGAAUGUUAUUAUCGAGUUCAUAAAUUUGAUGAAAAUGAUUUCUAUCUAUGGUUCCAUAAAAAAGUACAUGAAAAUACUCUUCUUCAAGUACACCAAAAAUGUCUUUUUAAAGAAUUACGAGUUGUAUUAUUCUUCCCCCAAAUAUUUCAACGUGCUGAAGAAAUUUUACAAGUCGAUUCAUGCCAGUGUUUAUAAUUACAUAUAUGUAAAUAUUUUAAAAAUUAGGAACUUAGAACAAAUUAAGUAUAAUUACAUAUAUGCCAUAAUUGACGUGGAUAAUUUUUUGUACCACUACAAGUAUGAGUACAAUAGGGACAUGUUCAUACCGCUUUUCACGGACAGACAAAAUAAAGUAAUAUUUCACUUUUACACAGACCUGGAUUUGUAUCUAGGUCAUUUUACUCUACACAAUUAUGAAAUUGAGAAGCACAUUGAUUUUGAUUUGUACAAAAAGGCGGAACUGAGUAGUAUACAAAUCCAGACCGAUUUCUUUUUAACGAAAAAUACAAAGUACAGAAAUACAUCCAUGUAUAGCUCCACGUCGUCUAACAAGACGGAAAAAUUAUUCAGCUCCUUUUGCAAUAAAACGAAUGACCAAGUGUCAAAUGGGCUUUCUCUCCUGAACCAGAAAAAUAUUUUUUUCGAUAAGAAUUAUUUUUUUGUGAGAAAGUUACACAAUGACCAAAAAAAAAAUGCACAGAAAAACAGCAAAUAUGAAUCCGACUCGAAUGAUGAUAAUUUGUAUGUCCAUAUAUUUAUAUAUAAAAGUAAAAACCGAUUUGAGUACUUGUUACCGUCUCAAAACACCACCAAUGUGCUUUGCAAUGAUGAGGAUCUUUCCGUGACGUAUAACAACAUUAACAAUAAUUACCAGUUGGUUAAUUUAUUUAUAAAUAAUAUAAAACGCACGAUGCAGAUAAAAAACAGAUUCAACUAUAUCAUCGAUAAAGUAAACGGCAUAUUCGAAUUUAGAAGCUUCGUCAUUUCGAUCAUUUCAAUUUUUUACCUUUUUUUCUGUUCCUACUUUAAGAACUACAUACACAUUGUGCUCCUUCUAACUGUGGCAUUUCUGAUAUACAUAAAUAACGAGAAGAAUUACGAUUUUUGCAAAAACGUCUUGUACGAUUAUCCCAUCCUGUAUCUCUUUUUUCCUCAUAAAAUUUUGUGUAAAAUAUCGAAGAAGUCCAAUUUGUACCACCUGCACACGUUUCUGCACAUUUUCAUUUUGCACAGAUUUCCCUCCUUCUUUCAAUACUUGUAUAAACAUUACAAAUCCAAGUGUGUCUACUUCUUUGCCUACACCCCUGCUUAUCUAGGGAAGUACUUCAAUGACCACUUCUUAGACAAAAGGAGUACUGAUCAUAGUAGAUGUAAGCUCUCCUUUGGUAGGUUCUCCAAGGUGAAAGGGAGUAGAAGGAAGGGCAUCGAAGAUGGGCACGAUAGAUACGCUGCGAGGAAAGGCGUGAGGGGCAAGGAUAGGCAGACGAAGGCAGAUUCGGUUUUGAGCCAAACAUGUGGUAGCAACGCGGGGGAGGGGAAAACGGUAAGCUGUAAGGGGGAAAACAAUGCCGCCGUGGUUCGUGACAAUGUGGUUAACGGUGCUAUUUCUGGGAACGAAGAGAUAGGGAAUAUUGCCAAAUCAAGCAGUGAAAUCUUUCGCGAGAGUGAAGGUGCCAAUUGCGGGGAAAAAAUCAACUUCAAUUUUGAGGCCAGCAUUAUGGAUGACAAAAACGGUCCUGGUCAGAAUAACCACCGCGAGGGAGAGCUACUCUUUCCAGGUGAAGGGCCGAAGAAUGGAAAGAACGGGAAAGAUGAUGAAGACGGCGAGGUGCACGACUCCCCCCAAGAGGGCGAAGAUUCCGAGAAGGACAAAAUUCUGAACAACCUGCGUAGAUACUUUAAAAGUAGAAAUGCGGCCAAUGAGGGCACAAGCGGUAAGGCUGUCGUGGACAGGGAGGACUAUGAGAAUGAUAAGACCCCAUUGAAAGAUGACAGUGAUAUUGGGAAGCCACAAGUUAAUAGCUAUACCAAUGGAGGAACCAACGAUGGAGAUUACGAUGAGAACAACGAGGACAAAUGCAUGUAUACCAAAUUGAUAAAGCAUAGCAAACUUUCUCAUAUGAUUAAAAAUAAUAAGCAGUGGCUAAUGGAAUACUACGGCACCGGGGGGUAUCAAAAAUUUAGUAACUCAGACAAAAUGACGAACUUGAACGUGAGCAGUAAAAAGGAUAAAUCGAAUUCUUGUAAGUUAAAAAAUAGCUUCUCCGAUAUGAAGCUUCUACUCGAGGAACAAACAAAAAAUGGAGAAACACAAAAUUGCAGCGAUAUUGAGGAAAAGAAAAAAAAAAGUGUACAUGACGGGACUUCGAUUGUACGCAGUUCCCUGUCACUCACUGAAGGAAAACAUUAUUUUGAGAGAAAUAGUUCAUUUUUUUCAAAAUAUAAUUAUACCUUUGAUGAUGACGUGGAAAAUUAUUCUGAAGAUCUGGGCAUCAACGAAAUUAUGCUACUCGAUUUGGAGAUUAAAAUUGUAAAUCACAUGAAAAAUAAUUAUUACGAUUCUGCCAGCAGGGUACCUAUUGAGAAGGUGCAAGGGGACGAAAAAAAUGUAGACGAGUUGGGAGACCGAAAGACCUGUGGCAGCAAAGAGUUCUGCUUUGAAAUAAAUAACGAGAAAUAUACGGUGGAUUUAAGUUUAUACGAAAGUGCCAGGUACGUCCACUUCUUCAAGUCAGGCAACAGUGUAGGGAGUCGUCGUGCGAUAAACAACCACCGCGCGAGUUUCCUAUCCAACGAGCACCUUAGUGACAAAAGCGUGAAAACUAAAGGUAGAAAAAACACACACGGGUGCACCGAAAACAAUUGCGAUCGAACACACAACAAUAGCAACAGGAAAAAAAACUUCUACAGCAUUAUUGAAUACUUCCCCGGAUACUUUUACAACAAAAUAGAAAUUAUAUACAUCAAUAUGAUAUUAAUUUUUAUUUACGUGUAUUGCCUUUUAAUAAUCACCAUACAUGGAGGACUGAACAACGAUUUUCCCUUAUAUUUUUAUUUCCUAAAUAAAAAAAAAAAGAGGAAAAAAAGUUACAAAACAUAGAUGGAAGAAAAGGAAGAAACGGAAGAAAGGGAAGGAACGGAAGAAAGGGAAGAGACGGAAGAAAGAGAAGAAACGGAAGUAAAGGAAGAAAAGGAAAAAGCGGAAGCGAUAACGAAUAAGUACACGUCUAGCUUAAAGGAAGAGCUGCCGUCCGAACCAGACCAACAAAAAGGAGCACCUUUGACGAAUUGCAGGAAGCCCGGCGAACUUCAAUUAAAGGACAACAUUGAAAAUGAUCAUGCCAAUGUACGAACUGUAACCCCCCUGCAGAAGGGGAAAGAAAGAAUCGAUCCCUGGCCCACUUUAAAUUGCGCAGUUGAGCUGCCCAAUGUAGAGUUAUGUAGUAUCGCAGAGGAGGAAGUAAACGUGAAGGGGGACAUGGCAGCGGAAGCGCUUCAUAAUAGCGGUGACAAUUUUGCACCCAAAUGUGCAUAUGACUGGGAAGAAGACCUCAGGGACGACUUUACAGUGGAAGCUCAGCAUAACAGGGAUGAUCAUUUGACGGCCCAAAAUGUUUAUGAUUGGGAAGGCUACAUGAGCGCGCACAACGGAGGGGGUCAACAAGGAGCUGACAUCAGUCGAGUGAAGCCUAACUGCUAUGACGAGAAUCGCAUGUGUCAGUGGAGCCCGCGAUACUACGACGAUGGUCACAAGAGUUGUUUAACCUCCCAUCACAGCGAUGAUAACUUCACGAGCCGAUUCACCCCACACCGCAGUGAUCCCAAUCAGGAUCAACUCUUUAUGCCCUUCGAGGAAAUCCCCUUUGACGAAUUAAAUAACAGCGUUCUUGACGACGCCUUCAAUCUGAAGAAGGAGAAGCACCACCCCCUUCGCAGCAAAUUUAGUAAGCCUAAAUAUUUUUCCAUGAACGAAUUAAAAGACCACUGUAAAAAUAAAUUAGGGGCAUAUAACUUCUUCUCGCAGGAAAAUCACCCGAUGUAUAAUGACCAAGGUUAUGUAAGCCGUGAGAAAGGAGAGGAUCUACAUGGGAAUGAUGAAAACCAAAAAAAAACGAUGAAAAAUUUUCUGGGAAAAUUAAAAGAUAUAAAAGAAGAGAAACUUAGCAAAAUUAAAAAUAUUUACAAAUCUGAGAAAUACAACAAUCGUCUUAAGAAAGGAUUUUACAUGAUAAAAAGCAAAAUUAACAGCGAAAGUGUGAAGGACAAUUUUAGCUACAGUAAGGACAACCUUUGGGGGGAAACCAAAAAGAUUAAGGAAAAAAAAUAUGCACAAUAUAGUGAAAAUGAAUUUGACACGUAUAAAAAUGUAGACUUAUUCGAUUUGCAAAAUUUGUUUCCACCCUCUUGUGGCGCAAACAGGGAAAAGUACGCCGUGGGGAAGCAGCUACCGAAUAGUACCCACGAAGGCGUAAUAACCAGUGAGAACAAUUACGCCGUUAACCCGUCCUACGUAAGAAGUAACACCGCAAGUAAUUACAACACAGGUUACAGAAACACUGUAGUAAAAAACUAUCUUAUGGACAAAAGUUUUGUCUCCAACACGUCUACGUACAAAGAGGGUAAGUUCGAAAUAGAAAACAAGGAAGGCUCGAUGGAUCUAAAAUUUAGUCCCAGUUUUAUGAAUUACAAAAAGUGCGACUUAGAAUUUGCCUCCGCUGACAUGAUUGAGGAGGAGAAGAAAGCACGAGGAAAACAUAUCCUGUAUAACCUAUCCUUCAAUUCUAAGAGGAAGGAAUUAAAAAAGAAAAUCAUUUCGUACGUAAAGAGGAAAACGAAUAAGAAGGAAAAAAAUAAAAGUUACGAAUUGACACCCAUGAUGUGGGUUGAGAAAGAGUUAAUAAGUGAUGAAAUGCACCUGGGGGGUGAAAACAAAUUGAUUAAUUUGAUCAACUAUGAGGAAGGUGAUUACUCCAAUAAAGGCAUCGAGGUAGACCAUGUGGAGAAUGAAAGGGAUAAUAACUUAUCUUUCAUAAAAGACAACGAGGAGUUUGUAAAUUUUAAAGAAAAAAAGGAAAAAAUUAUCCUCCCCCUGAACGUGGGCAAGAGGUCAAAGAAUGCCGUCAACUCAAACGUUUCAUUCACUGUGCCGAAGAGAAUAAUUAAAAGAAAUCGAGAUUACCUCAAAUUUUACAAGAGCGGAUAUUUUAGUGAAUACGACAUGCAUAGAAUUAUAAGAAGCAGGGACAAAACGAAAUUUGCAUACUCAAAUAGUAUGUAUAAGCAUAUAAAAAAGGCGAUUGAAAAGAAGAAUGGAAGGGGGGAUAAUCAGUUUAAUAGCAGAAAAUCAAACGGGCUUUUCUCCCAAAAAUGUGACAACCAAAUGGGAGAUAACAUGUUUAGCGGACCUACACACAUAGCUGGGAAAAGUGAGACAGACGAUUUUUUAAACAUUGAACAGAUUGACGGGGAAGAGAAACACACACACAAGAACAUUUUUAGCAAAAAAAAAAAAAUUUUUUUUCACAUGAAGAAGAAAUUUCUCAAAUUUAAAAAUAAAAAUAAAAAUAAUUUCUUUAAAGAUAAGAUAAAAAGCUUGGUUAAUAUGCAAAACGCAAAUUCAUAUAACGAAUAUAACGACAGGGCAAUCUGUUACGAUGAAAAUGGCCUUCUAGCUCUCCCUGCUUCUCCGGAAAAAAAUGCACCCAAGGCCAAAAAAAAGAUGUUUUUCAUAAAUAUGAUGGAAAGAAGUUACCAAAAUAUGGCACACAAUUCUGCAGAAGAAAAUGGCCAUCGCAGCACUUCAUCCGAAAAUAAUAAAACUGGGACUGUGAAAAAACUGCAGGAGAGUGAACUUAAUGAAAAUUAUUUUCAAGUUAUUCGAAGCAAAAUCAACAUGCUAGGUAGUUCAAAUCGGACAUACGAAGCGGUAGGUAGUGAGGAGAACCCCCUUGAGCAACGAUAUCUGCCCACACAAGUUAAAAAGAAAAAGAAACCAGAUACGAUCCGAAUCAGUGAUUCAGAGAAUAAAUAUGUGACGAACAAAUCCUCAGCGUCGAAGCACUCCAGGAGUAGGAGUAAACUGGUAUACUCUAACAAAGACAGCUACAUUUGCAGUAAUGGUUCUUAUAAAGACCCGCAUGAAUUCACCAAAUAUGCAAAUCAAAGCAGUUUAAAAAAAAAAAAAGAGCGAGAAAAACACUCCAUAACUAUUGCUGUCAGUACAUAUAAUAAAUUUCUUUUAAGCAAAAAGAAUUACUACACUAGUAUGGAAAAAACGAACUUUUAUCUCAAGUGUUAUUGCAAUUUUGCACUUCUCGUAAUUAACUACUUUUUAAUUUUUACCAUCACGUAUAUAUAUGCGAACAACGUGUACAACCUCUUUUUAUGUGCCAAGCAUGUUCACUUGAAAGCAAAGAAAAGGGAAAGAAAAAAACACUCUGAUUUUAACAACAUCGUCCGGAUAAUAUAUCAUAAAAACGUUUUUGCAACAAAUGAUAAUUCGAUACAUAUAAGCAAACAUAAAAAUAUGUACAUGAAAAAAAAUAUAUUCGCACAGAUAUUUGUGCAGAAUAAAAGACAAAGUGCUAAGACCAGUGUAAAAUAUGACCAGGAAGAUGUGGAGGAGGAGAAAGAGGAAGAAGAAGCUUCAUCGGAUAGCCAACAAAUGAAAAAAACAGACAUGCGAAAUUAUCAUUUUAAUCCAAGUAAAUACUAUGAAGAAAUUAAGGACAAGAAAAAUAUUCUCAGUUUGUACAAAAGCGCAAAGAGCAAUAUUAAAAUGUUCAUGUCGAAGCAUAUGAUUCUUAAUCUCUAUUUGGAAAAGUUUCUAAAUCUUUUCAAUCAUAAAAAUUUUAACCUCACAAAGAUUGUCAUAUCACUCCUGGGAUACUUCUCCAUUUUAUUGCUUUCGAUCAAAUUCCACCAUUUGGUCAUCGUAAAAUUGUUGCACUUGUACUAUAAGGGGUACACGAGGAGAUAUUACAAAAACGUUGUUCUUAACAGCAUCUUGGAGAACAUUAAAAAUGUGAAGAUAAAUUUGAAGCUGUAUAAGCCCAUCUGUUCCUUAAACGAGGAAGAGUGUUGUGCGCUGAUUGAAGAAAUUAACAAAACAUGCAACCAGAAUUUGAAUAUAUCGCAAUUUAAGGAUAUUAAUGACGAAUAUGACUUGGCUAACGUCAUUAUGACAAAUUUAAGUGAAUUUUCCGAGAUGAAGAGAAUAAUAAGGCAAGAAUGGAACCUCAACCUGCUGAACAAUUCACCCAAUGAUAAUGCGAACGUGGUUAGUGCGAGGAACAACACGUUGUACUGA
This is a messenger RNA of Plasmodium cynomolgi strain B, 8397 nucleotides long. RefSeq lists its product as hypothetical. NCBI's taxonomy places the organism in Eukaryota, Apicomplexa, Aconoidasida, Haemosporida, Plasmodiidae. The transcript has 7 exons. The record is from RefSeq and is a predicted model, not a curated record. The coding region runs from base 4189 to 8397 and encodes 1402 amino acids.